This is a messenger RNA of Rhincodon typus (whale shark), 10066 nucleotides long. RefSeq names its product lysine-specific demethylase 9-like. Gene Ontology annotation, cellular component: nucleus. The record is from RefSeq and is a predicted model, not a curated record. Lineage: Eukaryota; Metazoa; Chordata; Chondrichthyes; Orectolobiformes; Rhincodontidae. The transcript is spliced from 7 exons. Bases 44 to 2086 code for a protein of 680 amino acids.
CGGUGCACGCGCCACUCUGUCCGGCCGCCACUUCCGGUUCGCGAUGGCGCAGCUCGGCCUGGUCCGCUUGAAGGCGCCGAGUAAAGAGCCGCGGGAGAGGGAGCCCGGCCCUGCCACCGGUCCCAGCAUCAGCCCCGGGCCCGCCGCCAAGCGCCGCAAAACACAGCACCACGGCCUCAGCCUCCGGCCUCCUGCCAGCUCGGCCUCGGUGCUCCGUUACCCGGCCUCCCCCGCUGGCCUCUACUCGGUGCGGCCUCCUCCCACUCCCACUCCUCCUCCUCCUCCUCCCCCCUCUGCUGCUCCCGCAGCCUCCGGCGCGGCUGUCCCCGGGCCCGCCGCCUGUCCCUCCUCCGCCGCCACAGGCCUCCCCGCUCCCGUCCUCCCCAAGACCAAGGGCCCGAAGGAGAAGCACCCACGCCGGGACAAGGAGAAGAAGCACAGGCCGCGGAAGGAGAACAGCGACUGCCGGCCGCCGCCUCCCCCGCCCCCACAGGCCAAAGGUGGCUCUGAUGAAAAUGGGAAAAGCCGGAGACUGGAUGAGUACCUGGGCAAAAAAACAAAGAAAAAGAAGAAAAAGAAACAUCGGGAAGGUGAGCGACCGAGACGGCUAAAAAUGUACAACAAAGAGGUUCAGACGACCUGUGCAGGAAUCACUCACAUUGACCUGGACACUUUGGGACACGGUUCCUUUGAUGAAUCGAGGGUAAUCAACAAAUCCUCUGUUGAACAUAAUGAACAACUUGACAGGUUGGAUAUGAAAAUGAGCCAUUGUGCCAUCCCCUCAGGUGCACAGUUACCGUACUUAUCUCACAGAGACCACUGUGUACGGAAGGGACUCUUACGGACAGGUUCCUCUAAGUUUGCCCAUUUCAUUCACGUGGAGCAUCAACCAAAUGGUGGUGCACCAGUGCUCCAUGCCUACAUGGAUGAACUCUCUUUCUUGUCUCCUAUGGAGAUGGAGAGGUUUGCUGAAGAAUUUCUUGCUUUGACUUUCAGUGAAAAUGAAAAGAGUGCAGCUCACUAUGUAAUGGCUAUUGUACAUGGAGCCGCAGCUUACCUGCCAGACUUUCUAGAUUACUUUGCUUUCAACUUCCCCAAUACUCCAGUGAAAAUGGAAAUCUUGGGGAAGAAGGAUAUAGAAACUACAACCAUCUCGAACUUUCGUGCUCAGGUUUCACGGACUUACUGUUGUGGCACAUACAGAGCGGGUCCAAUGAGACAGAUCAGCUUGGUGGGAGCAGUGGAUGAAGAGGUUGGAGAUUACUUCCCUGAAUUUCUGGACAUGUUGGAAGAUUCUCCAUUUUUGAAAAUGACACUGCCAUGGGGCACCCUGUCCAGCCUUCAACUACACUGCCGGUCGCAGAGUGAUGAUGGCCCAAUAAUGUGGGUAAGGCCUGGUGAGCAGAUGAUCCCGACUGCAGACAUGCCCAAGUCCCCUUUUAAGAGACGACGGUCAAUGAAUGAAAUCAAGAAUCUCCAGUAUCUACCUCGGGCCAGCGAGCCUCGUGAAAUACUCUUUGAAGAUAGAACACGAGCUCACGCAGAUCACGUGGGCCAAGGCUUCGAUUGGAAGAGCACAGCAGCUGUAGGUGUGCUCAAGGCAGUCCAGUACGGAGAAUGGAGUGACCAGCUUCGAGUAACCAAAGACGUGAUCUGUUUUCAUGCAGAGGAUUUCACAGAUGUUGUACAGAGAUUACAGUUGGAUCUACAUGAGCCCCCAGUGUCCCAGUGUGUGCAAUGGGUGGAUGAAGCAAAACUCAACCAAUUAAGGCGAGAAGGCAUCCGGUACUCGAGGAUCCAACUCUCGGACAACGACAUAUACUUUAUUCCUCGAAAUGUCAUACAUCAGUUUAAAACUGUGUCUGCCGUUUGCAGCUUAGCCUGGCACAUACGCCUGAAGAGAUACCAGCAGGAAGAAGCGGAACCAAACAAUGACUCUGAAAUCACUUCUGAAGAGAUUAAGACAGAGACCGAUGUAAGCUGUUCAGAUGACACAGAAAUAAAACCUGAAAUCCAGGCCCAGUUGCCAGUAAUACAGGAAGAUCACAGUCAUCACACCCAGGAUCAGCAAGGUUUUCCACAAUGACGUGUGUACAUAUUUGACUUUUUAAAUAAAUAUUUUUUUCUUUCUUUUUAAACAGGGAUGUGAAGUUUUAGUUUUAUAAGUUGGCCGGGAUUCAAAUUUUGGUGAAGAAAUCGUGCCGUUCUUUAAAGUGUGCUGCUUGAAUUGCAGUGACAUUUCAAAGCACUUGGCAAGUGACCGCUGGCCCUGUUUACACAGAUGUUUGACCUGCUCAUGGAUAGGAAUUGGACCUACUUAAUCUCAGCCUUUAGAUAAGAUGCUGAAAAAAUUAAAUAAUAGUAGUGCUGAUCUUGCAGUCGGUCACAGAGAAACAGAUGCAAAAAAUCACAGGAUUAUGACCAGCAUUACAAAUCACCAACCUAACAAAAGGAGCCUGAACCUUUAAUUACUGCGUUAAUUGCUUAAAAUGAAGAGAGCCAUGCUUUUUUCUGUCAUUUCACAUUCUAGUUGCUUUUAGUUGAAACUAGAAAAUUUGCUUACUGGCAAAAUAGAUUCUUUAGAGACCUUGGAAUACACUCACUAAGGUACUAUUUACUCUCCAGAAAUUAAACUUGCCAUUCUCACUCUGUCUGGGUUAAUAUCUGUGAAUCCAGUCAUUCCAGAUCAAUGUGGUUAAUUCACAACUACCUGCUCAAUUGGCUCAGUUGUGCACAGCUCGGGCAGACAGUGAAUGUGGCUUGCCAGUGCCUUCCACAUUCUGAGAAUAAAUAAAAUUUAGAAAUCCAAAAACGGCAAAAUACUGGAUGCUGUGGCUAGAAGGUUUUUGUCAUGUAAUUAUCGUCUUGGAUAUGGUUCAACAAAGCACACUUCUCAUUGGAUUAUAAAACAUGGUGAACUAACAGCACUGAAAGCAGGUGACUCACUUCACCUGUUCUCUAUUGCCUAUUAUUGCACACGUGAGACGCUUCCCACUUUUAAUUACCUCUUCCUGUCUUUUUCCCCAAAUACCUUCUCUGGCUUUCUGCCUCCACCCUGCAUCAAACCCAUCCAUAAAUGUCAGUGCUGCCUGCCACAUGGAAUGGUUGAAGUAUAGUGUUUCCACAUCCUGUCGCUCUGAAGAAACUCCUCUUUCAUUGUGUGCUAUGUCGUCAAUGAUUAUCUUUUAUUUGUGUCCUCUUCCUUUUGGACUGUCUUAUGAGUGGAAACAAUCCACCUGUGUCACCCUGUCAGACCCCUUCAUAAUCUCAAGGCACUUAUCAGGCUCUCCAGGCAAAGGACACCCUAAGCCUGCUUGAUCUUUCCUGAAUGUCACCGCAUCCCUUUUUUUUGAGGGUUAGGCUUUCACAGAGCCGCAAUGCAGGAUGAUAGACAGAAAAAGACCAAUUUCUCCAUCUGUCAGAUACAGGCCAGGUGCCCUGACCAUCCACAAAUAUCAACACAGUCUAGCUGGAGCAGGAACAGAUUUAAAAACAAGAGCCAGGUGGUCAUUUUAGGGUGGGAUAUAAUGGAACAUACACCCAUUUAAGAAAAAAACCAGAGGAGGAGAACACAUUUUCUGCUGUUUAUAAAACAUCUUAUUUUGCGUAUCUUAGUCUGCUGUGAUCUCUGCUCUAACCUGGAGCUGGCCCAGUAUGGAGUGAAUCUGCAAUUAACACCUGAAUUGGCAGCUUGUCAUUAUCCUCGGGAAAUCAAACACUUGCUCCAUAUAAUCCAGCACUUCUAAAUCUUAUAAUGCAUCACAGCACCCUUUCUUGUUUCACCAUACCUCCCCAGUCCUUCUGCAGCUAAGGUAGUGUCCACCCAUUAUUCUUGAAAUAUCUCAGUCCAAUCCCUCCCAGAGUCUCAGCUUUUCUUAAAUAAAUUAGCCCAGAAUUUCAUAUUUGUAUAAGUAGUAAAGAUGAGUUCAAAGGCGUAGGUGUAUGGUGUGUAUGCAUUGGAACUGAUGGCAAAUGAUAAAGGUGGCUGAGUAGCUUCUGUUUAUGUUUAAGACCAGCCAAGUGCAUGUGGAAGUAUUGUGUAUGUGUAUUUGAUUAACUAAGGAAUGGGCAAUAAGCGUUAGCCUAGCUAGUGAUACCCACAUCCUGUGAAUGAUUUAAAAACAAAAAUACUUUUAACCACAGCCACAGUCCAGGUCAGUAUUGGCCUUAUACUGUGGUGCCAUCUACUGCUGAGCUUUGUAUUGUUAAGCUGGCAUUGUUGAUCUAUUCUGAGUUCUUUUCACCUCUGCAGUAUAAGGAGCUAAUAUCAGAUGCAGUCCAUCACUAAGACUCUUGUCUCCCAGUCCUUACACAUGUGAAAUGAAUCAUUUGAUUUUCUGCCAGGAUUCUACAGUAAAAUUGGCUGCCAAGGAGAAAAGGUGCAGAUUUGGCACUUUUUCUCGCCCUCUGUUUACGCAUGCCGAUUAUGACUGAAUAUGACCUUAGUAAUGCUUAACCUUCUGCAAAUUUGCUCCUUCUCAUCCACUCAAUACUUAGGGUCUCCUUAAAAUCCAACAGCUAAAGGAAAAGCAUGUUUAAAACUCUGAUCGGGGACUUGAAGGGUGGAAAAUCUAAGAAGAGCAAAAUGGUCUCUAUCUUGUUUGCUGUCAUGUAAGGAUCAUGCUAUUGUUUUGAAACUUGUGAAAAUCUGGAACUUGGAGAAAACUGCUGACUACAGUUAAUCAAACCCAUGUUCAGUAAGUGUAUUAUCUGAUGAGCACACGCUCUCACCACCAGCCACCACUCAGUCUCUGCCUCUGUCCCUGUUCUGAAUUAUUGCUCAUCAGUGCUGUUUUGAUCAGUGUUUCUUCAAACUUUACAGUCUAUAAAUACGACGUGUGCUAUGCUGUUUUUCACCUCCCUGUAUCGUGUGUGGAAACAGAGAUUGAGUUCACCAUGUGUAGAAUCGGGAUCUUUCAGAGGUGAUGUCCAGGGUACUACUUCACACAAGGUGCAGUAGAAAUCUAGAAUGCUUCCCCUUUUUUAUGAUGUAUUACGGGUUAUAGCACCAAGAAGGAGAAUUGGAGUAAAGAUUCAGAUUGGCUAUGAUCUAAUGAAAUGGAUGAACAGUCUCAAGGAAGCUGAAUGGCCUUCUCCCAAUGUUAUCUCCUACUCCAAAUCACACCUUAGCAGGGCUUCAGAGCAUAGGAAUUGCAAUCAAAGAAAACUAGCUUGCAUCCUGAUUGUUGCUUGUUACAAUGAUAAUGGAGUUUUUAACUAACCAGAGUGGCAAUGGUCAAUCUCCAUCAAUUAAUCUACAACAGAGCCAAAUAAACCAGGAAAGCCCCAGGUGCUGGAAAGUUUGGGGAAUGAUAGAGCUGACUAUUGCUUUUUUAAAAAAUCUUGUCUUCUCUCCAUCUUAGCCCAAACUUGCCCGCAUUGAACAAUGGCCUUUCCUUCUUGAUACCUUAAAUCACAAAUUGCAGAAUAACUGAGGCUCGAGUCAGUCACUGUUGUGAGUGGUGGGGAAGCACAUUAUAAAUAUUAUUUCAUACCUACCACUGCUAAAUUUCUAACAUUUUUGAUACUUUUGUAUUUAUUGUGAAACAAAUAACUUGAGCUUAUUUGAAACUGGCAAUGAAAGCACAUGGCCGGUGUGUUUGGGGAGGUGCUCCUUAUUUUUAACCACAGAGAUCUGGUUCUUUCUCCAUUGUUGGAUUCUCGCUAAUUCAAUCCUGCGCUCACUGCAAACGAUUCGUUUCCCCGUGAGCUGACCAAUUCAAAACUAGAAGAUUUUUUAUUUUAAAAUAUCCAAUUUAACCUCCACUGAAAAUUCUAUGGGUCUCAAUGAGUUUAAAUUAGGGAAAACUAUUCUACCAACUGGAAGGUCAAGAACCAGAAUUAUAGAUGUAAGGUAAUUGACAAUGAGGCCAAAGGGAAGCUGGGGAAAAAGUGACAUUAUUUCAAAAUAACAAGUUGUUGUGAUACAGAAUGCACAAUCAGAGCACGUGGUGGAAGCAAAUUUUGUAAAGAGUUGGAUAAAUACUAAUUGAGGAAUAAUUUCUGGCUGUGGAUAGAUUUUGUUGUGCCAUUAGAAAAAUGGGGAAAGAGGGGAAAAAUAGAAUAGCGGUGGCAGAUCCUAGUGAAUGAUGCAGAAGCCUCCAGGAACCACAUGACCUGCUCAUCUUGUUUGUGCGGUAGGGGGAUAAGAGAGUUGAUUCAGGAUGAUGGGAUGAAUGGCCUUUUUGCUGAUCAUUCCAUUAUAAUUACAAUUUCUACUUUACUGUACUUUGCUUCAAAAGUACUUAAUUUAUUAAGUACUUAGAGACAUCUGGUGGCAGCGGAAGGUGCUUUAAUACAAGUCUGUUCCAAUUUGUUUACAAGAUUGUCUUUUCAACCCUAUCUUCACUUCUCUUCUUGGUUCCCUUGUCUUUGUGUAGCAUCAGGAGAAUUAGGUUCCAGGAAGGAUUGGGCUGCAAUCAUGUGCUGUCCUAAAAUGGUAAAUAGGCAGGGAAGUAUGAUCUGCUUGAUUUGAAUCAAGUCUGAAACAGCACUUCCCAGUAAAUUCUAUGUCCUCAAAGUUGCAUUACAGCUUGUGGGAGAAAGUGUAACAGGUGUAGUCUGCAAUCUUCACACUGACAUGGCAAUGUUCAGCUGUUAAACUCCACCUUUGUGGGAAGUUUGUGUAAUUUUUAGGCUAUAUUAUGGGAAGCAGUUCCAUAAAUUUAGGCUUGUAUUCCCUUGAGUUUAGAAAGUUAAGCAUGACUUAAUUGAGACACUUUAAAAUAAUAAAACCAUUCGGUUGGGUAGAUACAUAAAAUUAUUUCCUCUCUGGAACAAUUUCAGAAUAAAAGGGAUUUGAUCUUAAUCAGAGAUUAACCAAUCGAAGAGUGAAAUCAAGAAAUCUCUCUUUCAGAGAGUGAAAAUGUGAAGCUCUGUUCCCCCACAGUGAGCUGUGGAGGUUAAAACUAAGAUCAAUUGAUAUUUAUUGGGCUAGAAUAUUAAGGUGUUUGGACAAAAGGUGGGUAACUGGAAUUGAGCUGAAGUUGUUUUCAUUGAAUAGCAGAAUAAAUCAAGACUGAAUGGCCUGUUGUUUUAUUGAUCUGUUUGACAGUGGUUUUUAUAUAGAUGGGGAGAUAUUUGAAGGUUGGGAGCACAUACUUCCAUUGUUCAGUGGGCAUGAAAAGGAAACCUUGCAACUUGUAUAAAAGGAUUCGAGUAUAAUUUGCAAUUUAAUAAUAUUUCACAGCCUUAAUGCAUCCUAAAUGCUUAAUACUGAUUAAACACACUUGAAAUGUAGUUUCUCUUAUGCUGUGGAGUAGGAUAAUAAAAAUGCUGCUGCCAGUAACUUGUAGGUGGAAGACUUUCCAGGUCUGUCUUGCUGUCAAACCUGAUGUCAAAAUAAUUGGAUUAACUCAUCACGAGACAGCAUCAUUUACCCCACUUGGCUCAUUCACAUCGAUUCAACAUUUGUGCCCAACAGUGUCUCAUACUACCUUAUAUUCUAUAAGUUUCAUCAGCUUUCCAAGCACGGUUUUGGUGCGGGGAGUUUUACUCAGACUGGCUAAAUAGACCAGUUUUUAGUGAAUAAUUUUCAAUGCUUGGCAUGCAGCUACCUGCAUACAUCCUACACUUGGGGAAACCCAAUGGUAUUAUUGUGACAUAUACGCACUUCAAGUAAUUCUUUUCUUAACUCCAGUCACAGUAUCUGGUUGCUCAUUUCAUGUCACCCAUUUGGACCUUAGGAACAGAAUUAACCAAGUUAGUCCCUCAACUUUAUUCUGCCAAAAUGACAAAGGUUCAUCUAAUGCAGGGUCCAUUAUACACCUUUUGCCAUUGAUAAUUUGGGCUUUGUAUUUGCUUUGGUUACUAAUUGAAUCACUAUAAUAUAUAUGAACAGAAGUCAGUCAUUCAGCCUGUAAAUUUAACCAUUUUCCAAAUCCUAAAUCAUUGAAACUGGGUGGCUGAUCCUCAGGAAAAUCUUUUUGUCCCAGUGUUGCUCUUCCAACAAGUCUAUCACUUGCUUCCUCCAUCCAAUGCCUCACCUAAUCUCAUUUGCUGAAUCUGUGACAGUUACAGUAAAGACAUAAACAAACUUAGCAGAUGGCGGACUGAUUUUUGAAUCUGUAGAACUUAAUGGUCAAACAAUUUAAUCUGUGUAAACGGCUCCUAAGCAAUGAGCACUUGCCAACAUGAUGGACAACUUUCUACUGAAGAAAAAUUAAAUCAUCCAGACAUAUAGGGAAGUAGGAAUUCCACAAACUUGUUCUCCACUUUUUAUUGAGAGGAGCUAUAUACAGUGUCUUGUCCCGAAUAUGAUUUUUAAAGGUAAAACUUGGUCGUUCAAAGUAAAAAUUGCUUCCCAGGCACUUGUAUUUUCUAAUCACUUUACUGUAUUUGUAAUUUUUUAUCCAUUUAUAUUUGUAAGUUGUUUUAAAACAAAGUAUGGCUCCUUUAAGAUAUUGUGAUAUCGUAGCUUGCAGGAGAAUUCCUUCAGGUUUAUCUUAAUUUACCAAUAGUCAUCAUUAUUGAAAUGCCUCGAUGUAUCUAGCAGUAAUUUAUGAAGACAUCUACUUUAUUUUUGAACAUUUCUAUCAGUGUAGCAGAGUUAAUGCCCUCAGGGGUGUUGUAUUUUUGUAUUUGUGUUGAGUAUAUUUACAUUAAUGUAAACUUUUCAUCCAGUCUGCAUGCAUUAUUGACAUCAUUGGCUUAUAAAUCUUCAGAACUGUGACACGCUGUUGCACUGCAAGUUUGUCAGUUUUUGGGGGUGGGGCUGAGGGUCAAUGCAAUGUCAAGCUGCAGGUGUGUAUGUCUAUUCUUGGGGUCAUUACAUUGUCAUAUUUUGCAUACAUCUUCCAUUGUCUGGAUCCAAGAGUGAAUGUCUUACUAUCUGUGAGGUUCUCUAUUUCCGUGGUAGAAUGGGGGAGGUAGAUACUUAUGGAUCAUCAGUCCAUUAUGUCUCACUCAAUAACUUCAAUCCACUGCCAUCCAUAAUAAGGCCCUUCCUUCAGUCCCAAAUGUGGAACGUUUAGCUUUGUAAGUGUACUGAGAGAAUAUUAACUCACCGACAAGUGAUGGAAGACUCACUUGAAGUUGGCCAGAUUCUGUUUGACAACUUGUUGAAAGGGACUUUGAGAAUAUCACUGGAUAUCGUUGGAGAUUUGGAUGAGGGAUCCACCAAUGUGUUUCAUUGAGUGAGUUGCAGAAACACUAAGCUCAUAUGUGUGAUGUGGAUAUAAUGCUGGUCUGAAUUAGGCCAGUGGGAGUGAUUGUCCAACUGGCUUCAGAACCGAUGGAGCAGUUUGGGGAAUAAAUCUCUCGACUCCUGGUUAUCCAGUAUCAUCCAGUGGAAAGUGUACUCUCCACCUUCAACUAAGAGUCUCACAGAAACAUUGGCGCCUUGCUGUGAUCCACCAGAAAUUGGGCAAGUGUUAAACAAACAAGUCCAUUUCCUCAGAAUAGAUAAGCCACCCCACUUCUUUCAGUGGAGAUGCAUCUUCAUGAUCCCUGGGAUUGCACAUACUGUGCCCCCAACCGAAAAAAAAAAAGCUACCAAUCACCCCACCCUGUCCCCCACACCCAACACCUACACAAAUCAAAAUUAAAAGAGCAUUCAUGCUCUAUGUGUGCUCAUUUACCUUAGAACGGGCACCUGAUUCUUGUUACCUAACUUUGUGAACGGGCAAGCACUUGUACUGUCUUUGCAAAGUACUGUUCAGCGCAUGCGUAUACACACACGACUCUGUGCAAAGCCAGUGGUACACUGAGAAAAUAUAUUCAUGAGAAGCUUACCUGCAAUUAUGAUUUCCAGAAAAGCAUAUGCUUGGGAAGUAAGCUUUGCUUUGCUUGGCCUUAGUUCUAUUGCGAACCCUAUAAAUCCUUGUCUCAGUGAAGGGUGUAAUAACUUUUUGACGACGCGGAGUGUGAGCAGAUGGUACAUUUUAAAAUAAAUAAACCUCUAUGUGAUAUUAACCCUUUGCUCAGUGAAUUUCUUUAGCUCACUAUAUGAAGCAUGUUUUAACCUUUUGAAAUGUUGCUUUGUAAGAUUUUAAAUUUGAGCGCGCAGAUGAAAUACAUAGAACAUUUCUUUGAAGUAUUUUUUUAAAUAAACUGAAAAAGUGCUGAA